This is a messenger RNA of Paracoccidioides brasiliensis Pb18, 1425 nucleotides long. RefSeq lists its product as uncharacterized. The coding region runs from base 1 to 1425 and encodes 474 amino acids. The transcript has 3 exons. Gene Ontology annotation, molecular function: calcium ion binding. The record is from RefSeq and is a predicted model, not a curated record. Gene Ontology annotation, biological process: endoplasmic reticulum calcium ion homeostasis. Gene Ontology annotation, cellular component: endoplasmic reticulum.
AUGUCUGGUCUUCUUCAGAACCUGUUCAAGGGAAAAGCGCAGCCUCCUCCAGCCGGCGGGGAUGAUGUAGACUUCGCCGACUUCGCUUCAAACAUCCCCGAACCACCCCCUGCAGCAGCCCACGGCCCACCCACGACCACCGCCACCACCUUCGCCGCUACCAGCACCCUCCAACCACCAAUUGCCGCCCGCCCCGUAUUAUACACAGCAUGGUACCGCGUCUGGGAACGCGUCGAGCCCAGCGACUUCAUCCAGGAGGCCUUCGUGAUCCCCUUCAUCAUCCUCCUCCUGUGCGUGCACGUAUGGGGCAUGGGUAAGAACAGGCGCAAGGCCAAGCAGUGGGCGCAGGCGCAUCUGCCCACGCUCGAGAGCGAAUUUGCUGUCGUGGGGUAUGAUGGGCGUCCACGGGCACGGAAGCCGCCGUCCGCUGACGCUGACGAUGAUACUGCUGCUGGUGGUGUUGACAGCGUGAACGUGCCGGAGUCGAUGUUGAAGGAGAAGACUGGGACGGAGUUCACGAUGUAUGCGACUGGGCGGCAGAAUGUGGCAUUCCUGGAUGUCUCGAUUAGGUUGCUCAAAUGGUAUAAUCCGCUCUACAUGCUUGGUGAUCAGGUUGUUAGUUUGUUUUUUGACUCAUGGGCGGCGCCUGUGGAGCGGGUGGAGUGUGUUGCGUAUGCGUUUGAUGGGAAGGAGAAGGAUCUUGUUCCUGCGCCGUCUGCUGUGGAGAGCGAGAUGAUUGAGCAGCGGUCUAAGGGGGGAAGUAAUAGUUCGGCCUAUGACGGGUUUGUGUUUGGGAUUGUGCAUAAGAAUUGCAUGCGCAGGCUACGUGAGGAUCGGUAUGACAUCUCCCUAACGUUUACGAGGGAUAUUUCGAAGUUGCCGGAUUGGGCGACUGUUAUGAGCGAGAGUGCGGAGAUUACGGAGAUGAUGCUUACGGCUGAGCUUGUCGAGGCUGUUGCGAGGGCUGGAGAUGAUUUUGAGUAUUUGAUCAUUACGGAUCAGCCGCUGGAUAAGCCUACGAAAAUCGACGAAACCACCCCUCGCAAACGCGUCAACCUCUCACUCCGCCUCCCCAAAUCCUCCAACUACACCCACACCCUCCCCCUCUUCACCCAAUUCCUCCGCCUGACUGACCGCCUCGUCUCCGUCGCCCACUUCCGCGCCGAGGUCAGUCGCAAGCUGCGCAAUACGCGCGAGGAAGAGAUUCGUAAGCUCCGCCGUGCUUAUGAGGAGGAGAAGGCUGAGGAACGCAAGUUGUUGGCGGAGAAGACGAAGAAAGAGGAACGUGAUAGGCUGUUGAGGGGUAUGUCUGCCGAGGAGCAGCGGAAGUAUUUGGAGAAGGGAGAGAGAGAGGGAGGUGAAGAGGGGGUUGAAGAGGACUACGAGGAAGGGGUAGGUGUUGUGAAGGGGUUGUUUUUUGUUUGA